AUGGUGAAGAAUAAUUCAGACGAUGAAGGUGUGGACGUCGGCACAGUAAUGGAGGUUGGUGUUGGUGAAGAUGGCAAGGUAGAAGACGAGGGCGGCGGAGAAGAAUUUCUUUACGGAGAACAAUGUAUUGGGGAAAAUGGUAUCAGUCUUUGGAGAUCCGAUUCAGAGGUUGGAAACGCCACCGCUGCAGGACCGCGACUUCGCCACCACCUCGCCGCCACCUCUUCUUGCCUCGCCAAUGCCACCGCUGCCACCGCUGUAGGACGCCCUUGCCGCUACUCGCCACCACCUCACCGCGACCUCGCCGCAGCCUCACUACGGUCUCGCUGCGGCCUCGUCGCGUUCUCGCUACCUCCUCCGGCCCUCAAUGACGAUGCCUCCGCCGUUUCUCCUCCUCCUCUGUCGCGCCGUUCGUCCCCGUCAUCCGCUUCCUCCCCCGCCACCUCAAUCGAUGCUUCCUCUGUCGUUUGUCCUCCUCCUCUGUCGCGUCGUUCGUCCCCGCGCCGUUCGCUUCCUCCCCCGCCACCUCAAUCGACUCUUCCUCCGCCGUUUCUCCUCCUCCUCUGUCGCGUCGUUCGUCCCCCCCUAUUCGUCACGCGCCGCUCUUCCUCCGCCACCGCCGACUGCAGGGUCUGCCUCUCCAAGUUCCGCCACCAGAUUUGGGGUUGGCAAUGGUAA
This is a messenger RNA of Vigna umbellata (rice bean), 678 nucleotides long. The record is from RefSeq and is a predicted model, not a curated record. NCBI's taxonomy places the organism in Eukaryota, Viridiplantae, Streptophyta, Magnoliopsida, Fabales, Fabaceae.